Molecule: messenger RNA, 1281 nt
Organism: Tetrahymena thermophila SB210
Lineage: Eukaryota; Ciliophora; Oligohymenophorea; Hymenostomatida; Tetrahymenidae
Product: histidine phosphatase family (branch 2) protein
Exons: 1
Biological process (GO): dephosphorylation
Molecular function (GO): phosphatase activity
Source: RefSeq, a predicted model, not a curated record
AUGCUUUUGAGAAGAAUUUGGAUAAUAUAGAUUAUCCUGUUAAUUUCUGUUUUAUUUAUUUUAGGUACAACAGCAAGUAGCAGCACUCAAGAAGUAAAUAAUUAGCAAACGCAAUUACCUGGAUCAUAGCUAAAAGCUUUAAUAGUAUUUACUAGACACGGAGCAAGAACACCUGCAAAUGAGGAUUACUAUAAAGAAGAGUGGGAUGGCUUGAAGAAGGGAGAUUUGACAGAGAGAGGCAUUAGAUAAUUACAAAAUUUAGGCUAAUCAUUUAGAAAAUUAUACCCUAAUUUUUUCAAGAGCGAGUGGGAUCCAUAAUUUUAAAAGGUUAAGUAUGCCUUAUUUUUGCAGCGUACUAUGCUCUCUAUGCUUUCAUUUUUCCAUGGACUUUUCCCUGAUUUAUAUAACAAUAAAUCACUGCUUACUCAUAAAGAAUUAUAUGAACCUAACAAAGAACUUGGAAUAGAUAUUGGAUAUCCUAAAAAUCCAAGAGAUUUGAUUUUCAGAGCUAUCUCUCGUGUAAAUUGCAAAUUAGGCGAUGAUCUUUUGAGAUAAUACAGCAACGGAAAAAAAUUCAUGGCAAUAUAAAACAGAUUUUUAGAUGAUCCUUUAAUGGUUUCCAUCAAGUAAAAGCUUUUAGACUACAGAGGAAAUCCUAAUGAAGAUUUAGAAUUUAAAGAUAUGUAUCAUGUAAAGGAGAUAUAUGAUUCAUUUUUAUGCAAUAAAAAUGGAGGUAAAAAAAUACCAAAUUUCGAUGAAAAAGAAUUAGAAUUUUUGAAGUAAUUGUAUGAAAUGUUUUUCUUCAGAUUUUAUGGAGUUAGAAAGCACAGAUUGAUUUUUAACUCUGCAUAUUAUAGAGAAGUAUUAAAUUUUGUUGAAGAUCUCAGAUUUGGUCGCACACCAAAUAAAUUUUUCUUUUUCUCUGGCACCAAAACAAAUAUUGCUAUUAUUUUAAGUUCCUUAUUAAGUAAAGGUCAAAUCAUAAAUCUUGGAGAUAACAAGAUUGCCCAUCUUUCAACUACAUUUGUAAUUGAAGUUUACUAGAAGCAAAAUGAUGGAAGUAUUUAAUUAACCGAAGGAACUGUUGAAAAUCCAAUCCCCAAAGAAUAGCUUUAUGUAUCAAUUAAAUACGCAAAUAGUCCAUUACCCUUAAAAUAAUGCAAAGAAAGAAUAAGAUGCACAUACAAGGAGUUUAUAAUUCUCCUAAAGACUAGAAUAAUUAAAAACCUUGAACAGGUUUGUGAUAACUCUUUUUAUCCAUUUAAAUAGCAAAAAAGUUGA